AUGGCGACCCGUGGAGGAGCGCAGCUUUCUUAUAUAGCCAGAAUCUCAGGCUCAGUCAAGGUCGAGUCCCAGGCGAAGUGGAUGGCUACUUUCGUGAAGGUCCGGAUCUGA
Messenger RNA from Verticillium alfalfae VaMs.102, 111 nucleotides. RefSeq lists its product as hypothetical. The record is from RefSeq and is a predicted model, not a curated record. NCBI's taxonomy places the organism in Eukaryota, Fungi, Ascomycota, Sordariomycetes, Glomerellales, Plectosphaerellaceae. Bases 1 to 111 code for a protein of 36 amino acids. The transcript has 2 exons.